Pieris rapae (cabbage white) is the source of this 2303-nucleotide messenger RNA. RefSeq names its product protein angel homolog 2. Gene Ontology annotation, molecular function: 3'-5'-RNA exonuclease activity. The transcript is spliced from 10 exons. Lineage: Eukaryota; Metazoa; Arthropoda; Insecta; Lepidoptera; Pieridae. The coding region runs from base 295 to 1791 and encodes 498 amino acids. The record is from RefSeq and is a predicted model, not a curated record.
AAAAAAAAAAUGGCCCUGCAUAGAGUUUUAGCUUUCGCCUUUCGGAUCCCAAUUCUCAGUUAACAUAAUAUUUGAUCAGAUUAUAUCUCCCUAAAACUUAUUAUGAAAUUUUUAUUUUAAGGAUAUAAGUAAAGAGUUACUCACUGCCCACGUUCUUUCAGAAUUACCCCGUUUAUCGCUUUCCCGUACUUGAACAUAAAUUCCAUGUGAUCUACAGUAAAGAGUUAUAUACACAUAUGUUAAGAUUUUUUUUCAAAUAAUUCUUUGUUAUAAUGACCUACUUGUAUUAAAGCUAUGCUGAAAUUGACACAGAGGUUUUGGAAACAUACUAACUUUGCAUGUAAUUUGCAUAAUAAUAGAAUAAAUUUUAAAAAUUAUCAUCUCCUUACUUUAAGAAGUAGAUAUCAUGUACUGAAUAGUCAACUUUUGAAAAAUCCCUUUAUAAUUCAUUGUUCAUGGGGUAGGUUGCUGGCUAGUAUUACAAAAGAUAGUCGAUACUUCCAGAGGUCUGAUAUUAAGGAAGACAAAAUGGCGGAUGGGAUUGGAGAGGUUCCUAUAUGGACACCUUACCAAUCUGAUGACGUCAUUCUAAUUUCAUCAAGUUCGUCAUCUUGUUCGGAUGAUCUUGAUGACUAUGGUCAAAAACAUGAGUAUCAAUGUUGGGAAUCUGAUAAUGUUACUGCUGGUUUUUCAGAUUCGUUUCGAGUUCUCUCCUACAACGUUUUAGCUCAAAAUUUGCUUGAAUGUCAUCCUUAUUUAUACAAAGACUGUACACCAACAAAUUUAAUAUGGGAGGAAAGAUUUCUAAAAAUCUUCAAUCAAAUAAUUAAUGCUAAUCCCGACAUCAUAUGUUUGCAAGAAGUAGAGGAAGCACGUUUAACCGACUUUACAUCAAAAUUGGAGACGAUAGGAUUUAAGACGUUUUUUAAGAAAAAAAAGAUUAAGCAAGAUGGCUGUGCUAUUUUCUUUCGGAGUUCGAAAUUUGAAAUGAUAGAUAACUUGACGGUGGAGUUUCACCAACCCAAUUUGCCAAUACUAAACCGCGACAAUGUGGCCUGUUUGGCUAAAUUAAAGCUACGAGAUAAACCAGACUCUAUGCCUAUAGUUGUUGUAACAACACAUUUACUGUACAACCCUCGACGCAUGGAUGUUCGUUUGGCACAAAUAAGGUUAUUAUUGGCCGAAAUCGACAGAUUCGCAUACUACAAUACAGGCAGGAACCGCGGUCACUGGCCAAUCGUUUUGACAGGAGAUUUCAAUUCUCAACCGAACAGUCAGGUUGUACAGCUGAUACGUGAAGGAUACCUUAGCGACCCGAUUGUGAACGACGACCAUUCGGAUUGGAGAAACAUUAAUGUGACUAACAACUGCGAACACCUAUCUUUAUUUAUGAACAGGCUUUCAGAGAACUUAACGUCUGAUUUCAGCAUAACACUGAUUCAUAAUUCGGAUUACGGGGAAAGUAAUAUAUCUGAAGAUGAUAUGAAUAGUAAAAGAGUCCAAUUCGAGGAAAUGUUUACAGGAAUGACAUUGAGACAUUCUUUAAAAUUUUCAAGUGUUUAUGAUCACGUAAAGAAAAAUGGUAAAAAGGAGGGUACGACUUUCCAAAAUAGUUGGGUGACGGUUGACUAUAUAUUUUUCAGUAAUUUGCUGAAAUUAGAGGAACGUCUACGUCUUCCUUCAGUGUCGGAAGCAAAAAAGAUGGGCCCGCUACCUAACGACUACUGUGGCUCCGACCACAUACCGCUGGCCGCCAUGUUUACCUUACGUAAUGUGUCUAUGCCUUCAUAGAGGCCGCCAAAGUAGGUUUUAUUAACUUUAUUGAGUUUUUAAUAAUUAUACAUUAAUAGUAUUUUAUGAACUAGACUUAAACAGACAACAAACGUAAUGCAAGUUCGUGUAAGACGUUAUUUUUGUGUAAAAUAAUAAUAAUAAUAAAAUAAUAAUAAUGUUUAAUCUGUUAAUGUUUUUAAAAGUUUAUAGUAUAAUUUAUAUUUUAAAGAAAAAAAAGUAGUGUAAUUCUAAGAACAAAAUUACUGAUUCAAUAUCGGAAUAUAAAGUGUACAAAUGUGCAAGUAUUUUUAUUUAAAAAAAUGUUAUGACAUUUAAAUGUGGUAAAAGCAGGCAAUGUACAUUACAAUAUAAUGUACAUUAGUAAAAUGUACAUUGAAUCAAUUAACAUUUAUGUAAAUAGAAUAUUUUAUUUACAAUGCAAUUCGCCUUAAUUAUUUGUAAUUGUCAUGUUUUUACUCUUAAAACGAUAGUUAAUAGCUUGAAGAGGUUUUGUGAAAUAUAAUAUUAAA